AACACGGUUGCCGCCAUUGAGCCGGUCCACCAUAGCCAACGCCGCUAGCACCGUCGCCUCCAGCGCCCCGCCGCCUUCCGCCAGAGUUAAGAGUGAUAACAAACACCGGAGGUGCGAAGCUAUGACUUGCAGCGAAGACGAAAUCAGUCGAUUUGUUGAUGUGGCUAACAAAGCCGCCGAUGUUGCUGGUCAGAUCGUCCGCAAGUACUAUGAACGUGCUAUAGACCAGUUGCCUGAUGUGAAGAGGAAGGAGAAGGGAGAUGGUUCAAUAACAAAGGCAGCAAAGAGAGAAGCAGAGGAAGCCAUGGUGGCCUUCAUAACAGAGAGCUUACCAACACAUGUGGUGUUCACAGAGGAGACUGGGUUUAAUCAUAGCAGCAACCAGUCACCCUUUGUUUGGGUACUGGACGCGAUUAACGGCGUCAGGGAGGAUUUUCGCACAGGCUUUAAUUUAUUCUCGUUUGGGACGAUGAUUGCCUUACUCUACAAUGGCAAGCCUAUGCUAGGGUGCAUCGAUCAACCCAUUAGAAAACUGAGGUGGGUGGGGGUUAAAGGCAAGCCGACAACAUUGAACCAAGAACAAGUGGUUGCAGUGGCUUGUGAUGAUCUGAGCAUGGCCUAUGCUAACCUUAAGCAACCAAAUAUGAGCGAUGAUGCAAGAGUGGCCUUCAAUAGGCUCUGCUACAAAGUUUAUGUCGUGUUAUUGGACACUACCAGCACAACUUAUGGCGCUCUGGCUUGCGGACAACUGCAUCUGGUGGCUGAUUGUGAUGUUUUGCCAUGGAAUGUCCUCGCUGCAGUGCCGAUAGUGGAGGGAGCGGGAGGAGUCAUCACGGAUUGGGAGGGCCGCGAGCUGUUGUGGGAUGCGAGCCAGAUCAAGAGGGGGACUAUCCGAGUAGUGGCUGCUUCCGAUAAGAAGACUCAUCAGGAAGUCAUUGAUUCAUUAUCCUACUAGCUCCCUGUAUAUGAGCAUGGUCUAGCUAAGUUUACUAAUAUAGAUUCUUUUGCAAUGAACGAUUAGUUUUUCUCAGUUUUAUGUCUCUGGCAAUAAUUUGGUGAAUAGCUCAUCCCCCUCAUCCCAAUUUUCAUAUGGAAGUGCAAGCAAUUGCCUAUUCAAAUUCCAAUUUCCUAAUGGUUCCCAAAAAUCAUUCCAUGUUUUGAUCGACUAGAGUCGAUGCUUGAGCCGAUGUCUAACGUUGUGUGUUUGUGUAAUGUUGUUCUGAUUUUCGAUCAUUAACCAAAUAAUAAGUUGAUAGUGUUAUA
Molecule: messenger RNA, 1263 nt
Organism: Cuscuta campestris
Lineage: Eukaryota; Viridiplantae; Streptophyta; Magnoliopsida; Solanales; Convolvulaceae
Source: the annotation of a GenBank genome assembly